AUGCCUGCUUCCAGAGAAUCGCCGCCACUGCUGCCAACGACGAACAUGACGACUAAGGAGGGCAAGAAGAAGGUGCUGGUGGUUGGAGCCGGAGCAGCCGGCAUGUCUUGCGCGCACCACCUCUCACAGCACCCGGACAAAUUCGCCGUCACCCUCAUCGACAGCGUGUCAUACUGCGGCGGCCAGGCCUUCUCGAUCCCCAUCGACGCGCAAAAGCACGGCGCGUCGUGGCUGAACCAAGGCGUGCAGGGCGGGUCGUACAUCUUCCACCACACCCUCACCAUGUUCGCGCGGCAGGGCCACGCCGCGAAUCCGGUCAAGCUGCACGUCUCCUUCGGCAAGGGCGACACCUUCUGGACCAACGCGUACCCUACGAAGCUGCUCGCGCGGCACCAGGCCGAGGUGCGCCGCUUCGCGCGCAUGCUGGGCGUCGUGCGCGCGCUGGAGCUCGUCUUCGCGCUGCUGCCCAUCCGGCUGCUGAUGAAGCUGUUCCGCUUCUCGGCCGAGUUCGCCAACGCCGUCGCCCUGCCCAUGAUCGCGCUGUUCCUGGGCACCGGCAACCACACGCCCGACGUGCCGUCCAUCAUCCUCGAGCGCAUCUGCACCAGCCCCACGUACGGCAUGUGGUACCCGCCCGACGACAAGAGCGUCGCCAGCAACGAGCCGCCCAUGGUCGUGUUCCCCAACUUCGGCGUCUUCUACGACGACUGGCGCGGGGACCUGGUGGGGCGCGGGGUCGAGGUGAGGCUGUCGACGGAGCUGACGCGGGUGGUGCGCCGGGACGGGAAAGGGGUGGUGGUCAGGACGGUCAAGCGCACGCCGGCGCCGGACGGGCACAAUCCGGCGAGCGCGUGGGCGCCCGAGGAUCCGACGAGCGACGCGGAUGCCGGCGCGGCCGAGACGGAAGAGCGGUACGAUGAGCUGGUGCUGUGUUGUCUGGCCGACACCUCCAAGCGCUUGCUCGGUAAGACGGCUUCGUGGCGCGAGCGGCGCGUGCUCGGGGCGGCGAAGUUCUCCGACGACAUCACCAUCACGCACUCUGACGCCGACUACAUGCGGCGGCACUACGAGAACGGGUUCAACCCGGAGCAGGCGGUGACGAGCCUGGGCGGCGUGGACAUGACGGAGCGGUGCGAGCGCGCGAAGAAGAGCUUCAAGCCCAUGUACUACAUCAAGCCGUACCAGCAGGACAUGACCAAGCUCGAGAUGUGCUUCGACUGCACCAACUACCAGGCCCAGUUCCCGCCCGACGUCGACUUCGACGACCACGUUUUCCAAACCAUCUUUUUGAACAAGGAGCGCGACGGGCACCUCUGGACCGACGACGAGAUCGACGAGUCAAAGGUUAUCAGAAAGGACUGGUGGCAUCAGCUCUGCCAUUCGUGGACCCACUACGCCUUCGUCGUGCCGUGGAUGUGGCUGCUGCAGGGACGCCGCCGCACCCGCUUCGCCUCGUCUUGGACCAUGCUCAAUGCCCACGAGGUCGCCAUCAUGAGUGGCAUUGCUGCCGCCGUCGACCUAGGCGCAAGGUAUCCUGAGGAUUUGGAAAGGGAUAGGUUCGCGCUGCUGUGCUUUAGGCUGUACUACCUGCUUGUGUACGGAAAAUGGUACCGCAAGAAGGCUGCGAAGAAGGGCGAGGGCGAGGACUGGGCAUCCGGACUGUAUGGGAGCGUGUACAAAGGCCCUGGCGUUGUGGAAGAGGAGAGACUGAUGUGGAAGGAGGAAGUCAAGAGGGGUAAUUCGCUGGAAGCAAAGCGGAGCUGA
Diplodia corticola is the source of this 1764-nucleotide messenger RNA. RefSeq names its product fad dependent oxidoreductase. The record is from RefSeq and is a predicted model, not a curated record. Gene Ontology annotation, molecular function: oxidoreductase activity. The transcript is spliced from 3 exons. Lineage: Eukaryota; Fungi; Ascomycota; Dothideomycetes; Botryosphaeriales; Botryosphaeriaceae. Bases 1 to 1764 code for a protein of 587 amino acids.